Messenger RNA from Jatropha curcas, 909 nucleotides. RefSeq lists its product as uncharacterized. The record is from RefSeq and is a predicted model, not a curated record. NCBI's taxonomy places the organism in Eukaryota, Viridiplantae, Streptophyta, Magnoliopsida, Malpighiales, Euphorbiaceae.
CUUUCUGCAAGAAAACCUUAAACAAACCUUUUGGAAGACUCUCCCUAUAAAUCUUUUAGAUUAACCAACCAAAAUCCUUGCUUAUAUUUUAGAACUUAUAAUAUUUUGGCUGCGAUAUGUUGACAAGAAGAUCUACUGCUCCCUACAGUUAUUGGAGGACCCACCAAAGAUUUAGUCUUAAUUCCAGAAUUUUGCUGGCAACUGUAAAGCACAUCAACAGCUGCCAAUUUCUGGGGAAUCAGAGGCUGAAAAUCUUCCAUGCCAAUUUGAAACUCCACGAUGCAAGCAGUAAGAAGGACAUGGUUGUCUACAAUGGGGUUGAUCCGGGACCUGUUCUUCCUUCAGAUCCUUCAUCAUCUCCUGGUUCUUGCAGGAAAAUGUGGAUUUUGGGAAUGUUAAUAACUGUUGUACUACCAGUUUGGAGAAACAAAUGGUGGCCAUUGUUGACGUUAAAAGACAGAGUUGAAUCGGUGGUGGAAACAGCAGAGGAUGUGACUGAUAUCGUAGAAAAGGUGGCUGAGAAAAUUGAGAAGGUAGCGGAAGAAGUUGCCGAUCAUUUGCCGGAAGGUGGAAAGCUUAAAGAUGCUGUGACAGUCGUUGAAAAUGUAGCUAAAGAAACUGCAAAAGAUGCGCAUCUCGUUCAUCAAGUUAUUGACAAUAUGCAAGAAGUGGAAAAGGAGGUAGAGUCUUCGAUUGAAACUGUUAUUGACCAAGCUAAUGAGAUAAGGAAAGAAGCUCAGGACCAAGAUUAGGCAAGGGAUAACCCAGACCAGCUAGCUUGCACGUCAAUGUACUUUUUUGACUUUUUUUUUUAAAUUAUAAUUUACUAAAAAAUCAGAUAAGAAGAACCAUACAUGCACACUUAAAUUAUUUUUUAAUCAAAACAGUAUUCAUGUCUAUAUUCAACUA